GAUUUUUAGUUUUUAGAAACAAUGAAUCCUACUCGAGACGCGAUUCUAAACCUUUAUCGGACUUUAAUCCGGGAAAGCAAAAAAUGGAACUCGUACAAUUACAGAAUGUAUGCUCUGCGAAAAAUACAACAUGAAUUCAAAGAAAAUAAAGCGUUAAAAGAUGAAGAAAAGGUUAGGCAAUGUUACGCAAAAGGAUUGGAAACACUGUCGAUAAUCAAGAAACAAGUCAUAUUGGGCGAUCUCUAUAGUACUAGGCCCUUAAUUAUUGAAACUAAAAGCAAACUACACAGCGCAGUAAAAUAGAAAUACAAUUGCAAUUAUUUAAUUUAAUAUAUCGCAUCAUACAUCUGCUUUUUAUCUAUCAUUUAAUAUUACAAAACGAACUAAGAUUAAAGAAAUACA
Messenger RNA from Trachymyrmex septentrionalis, 402 nucleotides. RefSeq names its product LYR motif-containing protein 4 (gene bcn92). The transcript has 2 exons. Gene Ontology annotation, cellular component: L-cysteine desulfurase complex; mitochondrion. Gene Ontology annotation, biological process: iron-sulfur cluster assembly. The record is from RefSeq and is a predicted model, not a curated record. Lineage: Eukaryota; Metazoa; Arthropoda; Insecta; Hymenoptera; Formicidae. Bases 22 to 303 code for a protein of 93 amino acids.